ACUGGACUCGACAGUGUCUGCCCAACAGUCGACAGUGAAGGGUUGCGCUGUUGAUUCGUUUCACUCAGACGCGUUUCAGUACCUCUGUAUUCAACAGGGUAUAUAAAUCACAUAGUGAAGUGUGAAUAUAUUUAUGAAGUGUGAGCAGAUAUAUAAACCCAGAGAAAAGGCGCCUUUUGAACGCUUAUAAUAGAAAGUGAGACGUGUGCGGGCGAACAGGACCCCGGAGAAAGUUAACUGAGUGAGAGGCAGGUACUCACGAUUACCACCCCUACCUUCUGCUGCUGAAGACUACUACUACUACUACUGCCUGCGUAGAACGACUACUGUUUGCUCUAGAAGUCCACUAUUGCCUGUAGGAAAUCCUCCCAUCCUUAACACCUUGGCAAGGUCUUAUGGAUGCAGAAAGGAUGUAGGGUGAGCGUUGACAGUAGAGGUGAAACAUCUACUGUUCAUUGUUGUAAUCAUCUCAGCAUCACCACCCUAGCAACAUGAUGGUGUUGACGUGGAGAGAAGGCAUACCUCUAGCACUGGUGGCCCUCUUCACAAUCUGUCAAGCCAAUGAUGUGCCCAACUACAAGUGUUUCCCUUUCUCAACCCGUUCACAAGGAAAACGAAGCCAUGACAAAAGUCUAUCUCGUCAUCAUCGGAAAUGGGGCAACGACCAGUGUCCUGGUCCUGUUUGUGUAGCUAUAGAACCGACAGGCGAUAUUAUACGUGAAGUUGGCAAAUCAUAUGAAGCUUAUUGUCUUUUUGAUCCCAGUCAAGUUAGAGCAGAAGAUGUCUUCUUCAUGCACUGGGAAAAGACGCCCAAUGAUCAGUUCCGAAUUCCACACACGGUUGUCAAUGAAUCUGCCAUUAGUAUUCAGAUCACUCACGAGGAAGCAGUAGAAUACAAGCUGAAAUGUCUUACGGGCAAUGCAACGUUCCUAUGUGAACGCACAGUUAAAGUUGGAUAUACGCCAAAAGAUGUGCAGAAUUUCACAUGCAUUUCCGAAAACUGGAUGAAGUUAAAUUGUACAUGGGCAGUUCCGGUGAAUCCUGUCACGGUUAAUUACCAUCUCACGUAUGUUGUGCUGGGCUUCUUAGAUUCCAGAUAUGGUAUCUCCAAGUGUCCCAGAGUUUCUAUUUUUGAGAGGACUGCCAGUUGUCUCCUGAGUGAGCUAACCAAGCCAGCACAUGAUAAAGCAAUGUGGUAUAAUUUCACACUCAACUCCACCAAUGACCUUGGAACACACAUUCAAAAAUUUUUCAUCAACCAGUACGCUCAAGUACUUCCAAAUCCACCAGAGAAUUUAGCGAGUACAGUUAUUGGCCCUUAUGAAGUUGAACUAUCAUGGACACUGCCACACCCAAUUGAUGUAUUUAAUAGUACUAUUUAUGAGGUUUCGUACAGAAAGCAUCAAGACGGAGACCAGUUGGAGGAUGUUCCUUGGAUUUUAGUUGAGCAGAAGAAAGUUUAUGCACAGCGGAGUAAAGAACUAUUCACUAAAGUCAUCAGCGAUCUUCAUGCAUACAUCUUUUAUGAUUUCCGUGUGCGUCUCCACACUGGAAUAGGCCCCAUUCGACAGCACAUGUGGUCUGAUCCUGCCAUUCAUACUGAGAGGACUGCCGCUACCCGGCCGACAAAAGCACCCUUGACUGGUAUUGGCACAUUUGAAAUUGAAGAAACUCUCUCUCAUCGUGACAUUUACAUCAGCUGGCAAAAGGUUGACCCACUAUUCUGGAAUGGUCCUAACUUUACUUAUGUCAUCUCGGUGUUCAAUUUUCAGAAUGACAGGCCCAUCAUCAAGAGUCCAGAAGAAAUUGAUAUCCGAGGUGCUUAUGCUAAAUUUACCAACAUGGAUAAGGAUAUUGCUUAUAAGUUUGAGAUCAAGCCUAUGAAUGAUGAAGGACUUCCUGGUGAUGAGGAUGUCAAAUCAGUAGUUAUAGUACCAGAGAAGGGAGCUAUAUUGAGUGCCAUAAACUACUUUAAAGUCAUUGCAUACAGCUCCAACAGCACUGUUUACAGUAUGAGGUGGCGCCUUCCUGAAGCUCUUCUAGAAAACAAGGCUAUAGAAAGUGUCUCUCUCUACUGGUGCAAGAAAAAUAAAUAUGAAGAAAGGUGUCAGAACAAACUGGAAUGGUUGACUGUUGAAGAUCUAACCAUCACAUCUAAGAAUCUUACAGACCUGGAUAAUUCAUCUCUCUAUAUGUUUGGCAUAUCUGUCAACUCAAAUAACUCCUCCAGUGGAAUUAAAUGGCAUACCUGCAUUGCUAAUCAUGGCAGUCGUCCUCCACCACUUGAACAGUUUGAAGUGAUCCAUGUGACUCAAACAAAAGUAACUUUGAAGUGGAAUCUUGACUGUAAAGCUAAAGCUGCAGAACCCACUGGCUUUAACAUCUCUUACUGUACUGCAGCAGAGACUGAAGAUAAAUGUUCUUUGCCAUCAGACAAAAUUUAUGAAACAAUAUCUGAUGAAACGUCAGUUGAGCAUUUGGUAAAGAAUUUGCGUCCAUACACCAGCUACAUCUUCAACAUUGCAAUCCUCACAGAGAUUGGACUUAGCAAGUGGAGUAACUCUGCAAGAGUUCAGACUUUGCCAGAUAAGCCUAGCGGUGUACCCCAUCGCUUAAAGGAUACAGCAAAGGGCCAACAGUGGAUUUUACUUGCUUGGGAGCCUCCACUUCCUGAAGAGCGCAAUGGGCAGAUUUCAGAAUAUAGUAUCACUGUGGAACCACCUGUAACACCUGUGAAGGUUAAGGCCAACAGUACCUCAGAUGUAACUAUGUAUAAUAUGACAGGCUUAGAGCCCUACACAAAGUACUUGUUCAGUGUUACUCCAUGCACAAAAGGUGCAUCGUGUGGUGAUAAGGCUGCUCAUCUUGCUGUGAGGACAAAAAUUGGAGCUCCUGGCAAGAUUGACAGCAUAGACCAGGAAGAUAAUCAGCUUGAAUGGGAGCAUGAUGACUGUUAUGCCCCAGAAUGUAUUUAUGAACUGCGCUACAGGAUAAAUGGCACAGAACACUACCACCGUACUUCACCAUCUCAGUUAGCGAUCAGCUUUGAGGACCUAAAAAUUAAGUGUACAGAGCACCAAGAGGAGUUGAAUAUUGAUUUACGUGCCAUCAGUGUAAAUGAAGAUAACGAAACUCUGACUGGGCCAUGGAAGGAGAAGAAAAUUACGUGCCAUAUACCAGUGAUGGCCUGGUGGAUCAUUCUUAUCAUUGCUGCAGUCUGCAUUGCAGUAACACUGAUCCUGGUUGUGGUCGGCACAUAUGGAUGGGAUCAGAUCAAGGAGUUCCUGUAUAACCUGAACCGCAAGCCAGUCUUCCCAGAUGGCCUAGACCCAUAUGAAGAUAGAGACUUCCAUCCACCUACAGUUGAAUGCAAGAAACCAUGGUAUAAGAACAUUCAGAUUCCCAGAGAGAAGAAAAUCUCCACAAGUACCACCACCUCCAACACUUCAGAGGAACAAGAUCUCAUAAAACCGGGAAGUGAGCGCCAAGGACGUAACUUGUCAGGUGAUUCUGGCACUUCUGAGGGUGACCCAGGGGACUCUUCUGGAUGCUCUGUAGGAGGAGAAUCUGAUUCUUCAUCUGGAAGUGAUCGUGUUCACCAGUCUUCUGAUUCAGGAACUGUUCAAGAGGAACCUGGGUUCUCAUCUGAAAACAAGUGGUCAGGAUCGGUGAGGCUGAGAACACCAGCUCCACCGUAUGUUCGCCAGGGACUUCCUGAAAAAAUGUCUGGUAUGGGUGGAUAUGUGUCUGUUGGGUCUGUGCCUAAUUUGGCUGGAGGAUUGGCAGAAGGACUACUAGCCUUACAACAGUCAACACCAAGUCUCGCUCUUGGGGCUCUGCCAGAAGUGCCUUUAGGAGCUAGACGCACUUCUACUGGAUAUAUAAGCAUGCCUGAGGCUGAUGCUGAUGCCAUUAAUCUGCCUUUGGACGUAAUGAGUAAUUUUGCUUUUCCUCCUGAGGGACGGGGUCAGAGUGGUCUCCCUGCUUACUCUCGGCAUAAUUUUUCUCACAAGAAAGCUUCAACUCCUGAACUAUCACCAUAUACAAAGGCUGAGUCAUUACCAUGGUUAAACACAGGGUACGUUGCAGUAGCUCAAGCUGAGAGUGUGAUGAGAGAUACUCGGAGUGCUGGUGGGUAUGUAGCACUUGGUGAUGCUGUGGGCAGUGUAGCACUUAGUGAUGGUAUGGGCAGAAUGAAAAGACAACCAUCACUUCCAUCACUUCCCUUUGGUACCAACAAAUCUAUAACUACACCUGAUGAAGACCUUCCACCUGGUGCAUACUGUAGGGUUGGUGCUCGUGGCUCACCUGAUCCUCAACAUGGCUCCUCCACUGGAUAUGUUAGUAUCACUCAGGAAUUAGCAUCACAAACAACACCAACUGUUAGCUCUUCUUCUCCAGUUAAUAAAUCUGCUUAUGUUACAUGUGCAAUGGCAGAAUCCAUCGCAUCUCCAAAGAAAGAACCUGAGAAAGUAAAUACUGACUAUGUAUCUGUUGGGGAAAUGGGAAAUGGUCAUUGGGCUCAUCCAAUAAAGCCACCACGCACUAGCGACGAGAGCCGAGAGGUGACAUCAGCACCAAUAGAAGGCUCUCGGGGUCGACCUUCUCUACCAACUCGACCAAAUACAUCUGAAACAAACCACAACCGAGCAGGAAAUAAAUGGACUCCCUUAGGACCUUCUCUCUCCAAGCAAAGCUCUGGAUAUGUGUCUGGGAAUGUAUCCCAGGAGACAUUAGCCUUUCAUGAUCCUGUAGUUAUGUCACCUAAAAAGCUUUUGGCUCGAAGUCAAGAACCGCAUUCAGUGGUUUACUCGCCUAACCAUAAACCAUCAAUGGUGUGAAACCCAUAUUGUGGUAGGCAAUUGGCUUUACCAUUUUCACUUUUUAAUAAUUAUUUGAUAACUGCAUUUCCAUUGCAGUAUGAAAAGAUGUUUCCAAAGACCUUUAAUAAUAUUACAGUAUACCUUUGGAUUACUUAAGAGGCAGAAGUGUCCAUAUCCUGGAAACAAACUUCCAUAUUUCCUCCAAAAACUUGUGUACUUGAAAACUUUGAGGAAUGUAAAUUGUAUGUUACCAAAUCAUCAGUGCAGUGAUGAUCUGAAAAUGGUUUGGUGAAAAUGAAUGAAAAAACUGUGUACCUUUAGUGUUUUCUGUAGUGACUUUGGGGAUUUGUAGUGCAAAUCUUGCGAGCUUUGCUAAUUAUUAAUCCCUCUGUUAUCAAUGUGGUACACCUUUAGAAAGUACAAAGACUUGCUCCUGGUAGUUGGUGUUCAGCCAGCAGAAUUAGAUGGAAUUGGAUCUCCAAGAUUUAAAGAUGUCAUUUACAAGUUAGGCAUUUGGAAAAAAUAGAAACAUUACCCUACUGUUAAUCUACCCAUGUAAUUUCAUUGCAGAAGUUAGAUAUUGCAAAGAAGAAUUUCAUCUUAAAUCUUCAUACAUUGAAGGAACUUCAGUGUUGUGUUAAUAUUAAAUUUUUGUGUAACCUGAAGGGAACUUUUAUAGCUUAGUGCAGUAUUUAUGGCUUAUACUAAAUUUUUAUUAAGUGUUAUCUGGAUUUUUUUUUUAUUUAUUUAUUUUUUUUUUUUGUGAUGCAGAAAAAAUAAAAAAAAUGAGCUGAAUUUUUUGAGUAGCAGUGAAUAAUGUUAUUUUUGGCUUUCUGUUCACAAUGCACUGCUUGCUGACCAUGUCUUGCCAAGUUCUAGUUAAAUAUAAAUUUUAUACGAGUGGUAAAUAUCUCGACUUCAGAAUGCAGUAAGGGUUGAUCCACCUAUUUUGUCGGCAAAUAUGUACUUGGACCCUGUGUAUGGAUACCAAGCACAUAUUCGUGGAUUGUGUACAAAACAAGAUGGUUGCAGUAAGUUUAAUCUUAAUACCAACCUCCGUCUCUGCUGGCAGUUCAAAAUGAACCACUACUGCUUAGGGUGAUUGAUAGUCAGAUAUUAGGACCUGCACAGGAGAUAACUGAUUUGUAGUCCUAAGCUGGUUAUGUCCCCUUAGCUCAGUGCCAAGUAGUUAUUCAUGUUUUGAGAUUUUAAGCUACAUUUCCCAAUGCUCAAUAUGUCUCAGUUUCAAUACUCAGUUUGCAUAUGUAUGGGAGAAUUAUGGAUCCAGUUGCUUAUUUUUGUUACUGUGUAGCAUUAUGUACAAGUAUAUUAUUAUAUUCAUGGGAAAGUGCUAAACCCAUAAAGGUCAUGCAGCGCCUGGGAAUUGGGAGGUAAUCAGGCAUGAUUUGAAGAAGGGGAGAAUAGCUCCAAUUCCUUGAAUCAAGAGCUCUUCACCAGCAUCAAAAUACCCUGUUGAUGGGUAAGGGUAGAAAAGAUUUAUUAGUACAUCUCAUCUUGGUUUCUCAUUUAAACAGUAUCAGAAGAGAUACAUAGUAAUCAAGUACCCAAUUUAUUAAAAUUUUGAUGAGAAAUGUUACUAUACAACAUUAAUUUACAAGUAGAGUACAUUGUUUCUGAUACAAAUUUUGUGAGAAACAAGGUGGUAUGUAGAAAACCCAGAUGCAUCUUUGAGACACAGUAGCACAAUCAUGUUGUGUUUGAGAAUGUUUAUUGCAUGUUCUUUACUUGUUAUUUGUUCAUGUAUAUUGUGUAUGUUAAAUUACUGCCCAAUGUUCAUAUAUUUCAACUUACCGCCCAUAAAAACUAAAACUGUCAUCGUUCAUGCACCACACUGGCUUUGUUUUUUAUCGCACAUUAAUGAAAAUCAAAACUAAUGUCCAAACCAAGAACAUACUAUGUUUAUUGUAGUGUAGUCAGACAUUCAUAUAGAUAACUUUUCUCAUAGCUAAUCAGUCACCUCUGUUGACCCAGUCCAUUGUAGAAGUCAACAAAGAGUAUCAUAACAGUACCCUGUGAUACAUCAUUAACAUCAGCUUAAGGUUAAGUAUCCUAAGAGUGCUCCUUCCAUAGAGCAGUAAGUGGAAAAUGUACUCAAAUUAAUGCAGCAUGUCCAUAAAGUCCUUUUCUGAUUUAAUGUUUUUUUGCAACAUAGUGGCACUAUGAAAAGGCAAUUUUCUGCAUUUAUUAGAUGAGCUAAUAACAGUUUUUAUACAACUUCAUAGUUGUCUAAUUUAUGCUACUUUAACAUGUGCACUUCGAGUGGCCCAUGACUCGUCUAACUGAUGCUGCAGUUUAUUCAACAUAUAUUGGCCAACUGAAUGUUUUAAUGCCAGCAGCUAGUACUGUAUCUAGAAAAUAUAAUCUUUCAAAAAUCCCUACAAGAAGUGUAAUGGGGCAGGGCAGUGUGGGGACAUUAGAUGAGGCCAUCAUGCCCAGUCCAUCUACCAGGGAACUUCAUGCUAUGAUAAUUCUGCUACUGUAUGAAGAAAACUGUGUUUUCAUGUCUUUUACCAAAUUGUUGCAAUGGAUUUUUGAAACAAGAAAAGGACUGUUGAAACCCUGUCUUUGCUGCACAUAAGAAUUUAGAUUAAAUAGGUUUUGUUUAUGGUUAUACAAUUUAUACUGCUUUUAAGAGUUUAUACUUAUUUCAAAAGUUAAAUAUUUUACUAUAAAAUUUUGUUUGUGUGUACUGAAAAUUUUUUUUUUAAUAAUCAUUUUGGAAUUUAAUAUUUUCAAAAUUACAAAAGUAUACCUAGUAUACAUAUAAAUAUUAAACAUGCUUCAGUAGUUAAGUCACCUUAAAAUAUUAGUGAUAAUUCGAGACAGUAUUAAUAUUAGGCCAGACUAAAAAUAGACACCUAAUCUACAAACAAAAUCUGACAACAGUUUAAUUAGCAGUUGUUAUAAGUGCAUUAUGUUGGGUGUAUGUAUUGCUUCAAGAUUAUUACCUAAUACUAUUAUAUUUUAUUUAUGAAGGUGAUUGUGAUGGCCACAAGAAACAUGUAUUAAUUUUACAGUCCCUUAAAAAUACUCAGUGUUAUUUGAAAUUUUUUUGGUACCAACUUUAUUUUCAGAAAGAAAAAAAUAUUUAUUUUCAAAGAGAAAAACAAUUACUUUUUAUUGCAUGAGUUAGAAAAUAAUAAAAUUAUUAUACAGUAUUUAUAUCUUUAUACAAACAACUUAAAAAAUCAAGUGUAUAAUUUAAAUAAAUUUGUUUACCAAAUUAAUAACUAUUUUUCAGAAAGAAAAAUAUCUUUUCUUAUUAUUAUAGACAGUACUAUAAGUGCCACUAUGGAUAAGGUGCUUUUGAGGAUGUCCUUCAAGUUUCACACCAUUGGGUCUACCACUAACAGAAUAGGUGUCCCCCUGGACAUAGUCUCCCACUUCUUGAAUGUUUUUUUCUUCCAUGGAGCUCAAUAACAAUUGAUAAUUCAUUUUGAGUAUUCAGCAAAAAUGCACACUUAGGAGAGAAACCUUAAGAUGAUGUGUUGGUCUUAAUGAUCCAGAACAUAUUCAUAACGUUCCUCUCCUCUCUCUCUCUCUCUCUCUCUCUCUCUCUCUCUCUCUCUCUUUUUUUUUUUUUUUUUUUUUUUUUUUUUUUUUUUUUUUUUUUUUUUAUAGAAUUGUUCCAACCACUGUAUUGUAAUUUUUUAUUCUUUUGUUUUGAGUGUACUUGUGACCAUGUCAUUACAUUUCUUAAAAAUAAUAAUGAUGUAUCUGGCAAUUUUUUAUUUUCUAUUAUAUUUAUAUGCAUUAGUUUUUACAGUAUGGUAUUAUAACUUGAUAAGUAACUAGACUGUUAUUUGGUGAACCUCUUAGAUAAAAGAUGGGAUAUUCUAUUAAAUAAGAUUAAUUUGAUGUUGUGUAGAGGAUAAGGAAAAGAUUAUAAUUACUCGAGAUAAUGUCAUAGUGUAUGUGAUAAGUAAAUUUAUCAAGUUAUGUAAAUGAUGUACAGAAUGAUACUUUGCAUGUCAUUGUACAAAUCCAAAUCUCAAAAAAUAUAUACGCUUUUUUUUAUAGGAUUAUAAAUGCUGUGUUUAUCAAAUUGAUUUGUACGGAAAAAAAAAUGUUGGGUAAAAUUAAAUUUAUGGUAACUCGUCUAAUUUUUUAAAAGAGAAAGUUAUUUAUGUCAGUGGAUUAUUGUCUCUGAGAGACGAUCAAAUCAUAUACUACAACAAUUCGUAAAGUCUAGUCCUGAACUGUAACUUUGUACAAAGAUAUUCUGAAUGGAGUUCUGUAAGUUUUUACCAUCAGUAAUUGAACAGUCUCUUAUAUACUGUAUAUGCAACUCUUACUCCCUUUGAUAUAACUAAAAAUCUCUGACUUGUAUUAUAUUCAUCAGGCAGUCACAUUUGGAGUAAAACAUCAGGUGAUUGCUACAGACACUAGUCACAAGAGCCAUUUUGAAUGUUUAUGUAGGAGACCUUGUGACAGUUUAUUUUAUACUUUAACUAAUCAGAUACAUUAUUUUGGCAUUACUAAAAACUAGCUUGAAAGUGUUAAUGUAAGAGAUUUUGCUGUUUAUGAAAUAUAAAAGGUAUGUUCUUAAGCCAUAUUCCUUUUUGUUCACAAAGCUAACUGUCUUAUAACUGCUAAAAGUUUAUGCAAAUAUUGAUGAAUUAUAUGAGGUUAAAUAUAAUUUUAAGGAGAUGAUACCAAUUGACAGUUUGGCAACUCUGUAAAUAGUUGUUGAAAUAGAUAAAUUGGUUAUGAUCACCCAAGUGUGUACUAAACCUUAUGUAACACUUCAAAAUUUGUGCCAAAGUGACAAGUGGCAAAUGAACAAGAGAUAUCUCUGUGUAGCUUCUGACUCUAGCCUAAGACUUAUUCUCUGUCAGAAUUUACAAUAUUUUUGUAUGUUUUUUUUUUUUCAUAAAAAUAGUAAAAAUUGGAUUACAUAAUUAUAAAACUGUGUACUUUAAAUUUAUAUGAAGUUUUAUGUAUGAGCAAAUUUAUCAUCCAGUAAUGUAUUAUCUUCAGAGAUUAUUGUGUAUGAGUAAUCAAGAGUUUUAAGGAAAAUUCUUGUAGAUAUGAUGUUGGUGGUAAGAUAGUGUAAUGCAAAUAUGAAUUUGCUGGCUUUUUUCCUCCCGUGCCCUCCCCCAUUUCUGUGACAUCCAGUUUGUCAUACGACCACAAAGCUCUUAAGGGGCAUGCUUGUUUGGCAUACUGUAAAUAAGUGAUAUAUCCAAGAUAAUUCCCUCCCACAUUUUUUACACAGGCUCAUGAUAAUGUGUGCUGGGUAGAAUAAUACAUCUCAUUUUCAUGGUAGGAUAAAAGGUGACUUUGAUGGUGUGCAAGAGAAAUCGAUGCUUUUUAGUUGAGCAGCAUUACCGCAAGUCUACCGUAAUCAUCCCACACUUUCCUGCGUCUUCCUUCUCCCUCUUCCCAAUGAACCUCAAUUCCCAUGAGAUUAUUGAUUUGUUGUUACUGUUUACAAGUCUGUGGUAACUGCAUUAAGGUUACUAAAAAUGUUGAAUGCUCCCUCUGAUAAAGGUCUACAAACAGGGAAUUUUAACUUUAAAUUGUUCUUUAAUAAUGCUUGUUUGCACGAACUUAUGGAAUUGACAUUAAGCUUUAUUAAAUUACUGUUUUUAGUUUAAAUUUCCUGAUUGGAGCAUGUAGCCUAUAUGGAUAUUCUCUAUGGACAUGUGCUGUAGAAAUUCAGUGUAGAUUUUUGGCUGUUGGACAUACCAUGUGGUUUGUGUGCAACAUAAUCUAGUGCUAAAAUGUAAUUAAUACAAUGUAAACAGUUAAAAAAUGUAUGUACAAAGAUUGAAAAUAUUUUAUUGGAAAA
Cherax quadricarinatus is the source of this 10638-nucleotide messenger RNA. Lineage: Eukaryota; Metazoa; Arthropoda; Malacostraca; Decapoda; Parastacidae. The record is from RefSeq and is a predicted model, not a curated record.